AUGGUGACUGCCCUGCAAGACGAAAAAGCGACGGCGUUAUCUCCUCGCCAUGACGCCGAAACAGCCUUGGACGCGACGUCCACCGACAAAGAUAUAGCAAUCAACCUCGUCGGUGAACGCGCCCAAGACAUCGACCCUGAGAUUGAAGCAAAAGUUCUCCGAAAGAUCGACUGGUUUCUCAUCCCCGCCAUGAUCGUGGGCUAUGGUCUGGUAUACUACGACAAAGCGAUCCUUGGUUCCGCCGCCCUCUUCGGCAUGACAACCGACCUACAUCUCACCCAAACCCUCUCCCCUGCUACACCAACUUCCCCAGCAGUAAUCUCCACGACACGUCUCUCAUGGGCCACCUCAUUGUUCUACUUCGGCAUGCUCGCAGGACUCUAUCCACUAACAUUCGCCCUCCAGCGUUUCAACCUAGGCCGUAUCCUUGGUGCUGUCGUCUUACUCUGGAGUCUGAUCUGCAUGUUAACAGCUGCUGUUACAGACUACAAGGGAUUGUACGUCCAGCGUUUCUUCCUGGGUUUCGUGGAGAGUAUCAUCCCAACUGGCUUUAUGACAAUAGUGAGCAGCUACUAUACGCAGCGCGAACAGUCCGUACGCCAGUCCUGGUGGUUCAGUUCCACCGGUCUCUUCACCAUCAUCGGCGGCGCGUUGAACUACGGGUUCGCACAAAUCACGUCCGGCGCGCUAAGACGCUGGCAGUACAUCUACCUCCUCGCCGGCUGCCUAACCUUCCUCUUCGGCUGUUUCUGCUUCUUCAUCCCAAAUUCCUGUGCCGAAGCGUGGUUUCUGACGAAGAACGAACGAGUCGUCGCUGUUGAGCGGCUGAGGAAGGGUGCGACGGGUGUGCGGUGCCAGAAGAUUAAGAUGUAUCAACUCAGGGAAUGCGUUAUGGAUGUGAAGUUCUACCUCGUAUUCCUACUCAUGGGUAGCGCAUAUACCGUCAACGGCGCAGUCUCCGGGUUCGGCCCACUCAUCGUGAACACGUUCGGUUGGUCGCCUCUCGCAUCUAUACUCUGGCAGUUCCCGCUCGGGCUGAUCUGUCUCGUUACGAUUCUCCUCUGCGGCUAUCUCUCCUCGCGUAUACCCAACAUACGAAUCAUUCUGCUCAUAGUAAACUGCCUCCCCGUCAUCGCCGGCUGCGCGAUGAUCUGGAAGUCGGAGUGGACAUACCACGCACCCACCCCCGUAGCCGGAUACUCCAUAAUCGGCACUUUCGGUGCAGUCGUCAGCCAGACGAUCGUCAUAGCCAUGUCCAACGUCAGCGGCGCAACAAAGAAGAGUGCGAUGGCUGGCACAGUCUUCGUCGCAUACUGCGUCGGCAACAUCGUCGGUCCACUGCUGAUCAGGAGUCAAGAGAAGGGUGCGCAUUAUCCUAGGCUAUGGACGGGCCUGAUCAUCUGUUAUUGUAUCACGAUAGCGUCUGCGGUAGCGCUAUACGCCGUACUGAAGAGGGAGAACAAGAGGAGAGAGACGAUGAGCGUGGACGAGGAAGAAAGGGAUAAGAUGGCGUUUAUGGAUUUGACGGAUGGUGAGAAUAUGUAUUUUAGAUAUGUAUUGUAG
This is a messenger RNA of Alternaria ethzedia, 1563 nucleotides long. RefSeq lists its product as uncharacterized. Gene Ontology annotation, cellular component: membrane. The record is from RefSeq and is a predicted model, not a curated record. Gene Ontology annotation, biological process: transmembrane transport. Gene Ontology annotation, molecular function: transmembrane transporter activity. The transcript is spliced from 2 exons. Bases 1 to 1563 code for a protein of 520 amino acids. Lineage: Eukaryota; Fungi; Ascomycota; Dothideomycetes; Pleosporales; Pleosporaceae.